AUGGGAAAUAUUUGUAAUAGUGAAUAAAGGGACGAAUAGUUAAGUAAUUCCUUAAAAAAUACUUACUUUUCAGAAAAUGAAGACUAACCAUACGCCCCUAUUAAACCAAUUGUAUCCUACAGAAAAUAUUAUUAGAUUUAAAAUAAAAUUGAUAGAGAAAAUAGUCUGUAGAUUGGUGUUUGUUUUGAUAAAUCUGAAAUUAUAAACUAAGAAAUAUGCAUUUAACUAUGGGAAGGUUUAGUUGGGAAUCCAUAACGCCAACAUUAAAGAGAACCUGGUGAUUUAUAAAAGGCUUUAUAUGCAAUUCAUAAAAAUGAACCAGGACGUUUUGCGGAAGUUUUAGAAUAAGCUGGAGGUGGAUAAAUUAGAUGGUUUGUUUGGAAAACUUUGUUAUAUAGUUGCAUUAAAUAUAAACAUCAAGCAAUGAAAAUUAGAUAAACUGAAAGACUAUCAGUGGUAGAAAGAGAUGUGAAAAGAACAUUUCCAAGGUAUAAUUAAAUUUAAGAUUAGUCAUCCCUUUUUUUAAUUAGAAUCUUAAAGUUCUCAAUUAUUAAGUUAACUAUUAAAUUUAGUUGGGGCAACUUUUAAGGGAAUAGGCUAUACUUAAGGAAUGAAUUACAUCUUAGCAUUUAUGCUAAUGUAAUCAGGUGGGAAUAUAGAAUAAACAUGGUCUGCUUCUUUUCUGAUGUUUUAUUGUUCAAAAUGGAUGCUUUAUGCAAUUUAUAUGACAGAAUUUCCUUUAAUGAGACUAAUUUGUAGUGUUACUAAAGAAAUUCUCAAAGAAUAAGAUGUAUAAUUGUACAAACAUUAUAUGAAAUUAGAUAUUGACGAUUCUUAUUUAUUAUGUAAAUGGAUCUUUACUUUAUAUUUGUAUAAUAUUCCAAAAUAAGCUUGUCUUCAUUUUUGGGAUAUUAUUUUUUAAAAUGGUAUUUUUAUUAUGGCAUCCAUAAAUUGCUAAUUAUUAAUCUCAAUAAGAACUUCAAUUUUGAGUUUCAAGAAUUCAACACAAUUUUUGGAAUAUGCAUAAGAAUUAUAAUAAAAUUAAAUUUGUUAAAAUUACAAAGAAAUUAAAAAUAAUGCCUUAAAGACAAUACCAUAAAAAAAAAAUAUUCUUUUUUGUAUAAAUUCUAUCAAAGAUUAAUAUGAAAAGAAUAGUGCAGCAUAAGAAUACUUUUAAUUAUUAUAGGAUAAUUUUGAAAAAUCUGAUUUCGAAAAAAAAUACUAAAAUUGGAUGGAGAAUAAUCUAUAAUAUAAUUCAAAUUGA
Messenger RNA from Paramecium pentaurelia, 1264 nucleotides. NCBI's taxonomy places the organism in Eukaryota, Ciliophora, Oligohymenophorea, Peniculida, Parameciidae. The record is from the annotation of a GenBank genome assembly.